Molecule: messenger RNA, 5252 nt
Organism: Helicoverpa armigera (cotton bollworm)
Lineage: Eukaryota; Metazoa; Arthropoda; Insecta; Lepidoptera; Noctuidae
Product: zinc finger protein 91
Exons: 3
Coding region: 151-4089 (1312 amino acids)
Biological process (GO): regulation of transcription by RNA polymerase II
Cellular component (GO): nucleus
Molecular function (GO): DNA-binding transcription factor activity, RNA polymerase II-specific
Source: RefSeq, a predicted model, not a curated record
AAUUUCAAUACGGUGAUAUGCACACUUUUGAAAUGAAAAUACAUACUGAAGCCCACAUGGUGUUCUAACUAUACUAAGUAUAGUUAUAAAAUUCUGUGAUACUAGCCGUGUUGUCGAGAUUUCACCCGCUUCACGUGGGAACUGUUAAGAAUGUCUGAUGAAAUUGAAAUAGAAGAGCAUGAUGUCUUGGACAAUCCCACCAUCAAAAGGAUAUUUCCUGAUAUAUCUAUCAUAAAAAAGGAAUUAAAUGAAUAUUACGAUGAAGCAUUAAAUACACUUCCGCAGAUUAAUCUGGACAAAAAAAAUCAAGAAACUACAUUGAGUGAGUUAGAAGACCAAAGUCAUGUUGCCAUUACAAAUAAACAUGAAAUGGCAAGCUCUCCUGAUGGUCCUCAAACCAAAGGUACAAAAAGACCUGGUGACCACUUGCAUCAAAACAUAAUUAUUCUUGGAUCAAAACCCAACACAAAAAGUCGUAGAAAUAGUAAUAAUGUUGCAAAAAAAGAACCUAAACUCAUUUUAGAGGAUAUGAGUUAUUGGUUGAAUAACAGUACUAGAUUUUGUAAAAACUGUCUUAUAUUAUUUCCAAAAUCUAAUUUACUUAACAUGCAUAACCGUCACGUACAUACUAAAAGGACUAAUGUAAUGACAUCCAAAUUGGGAUGUAAAAUUGGUACUUUAUAUAAAUGUAAUAUUUGUAAAAAGCGCUUUUCAAAUUCAGGCAACUUGUCAAGGCAUAUUAGAAAUCUUCAUGGAGAUGUUUAUAAAUCAUUUCUAACGGAGGAUCCCGGAAAUAACUCCUCUAAUGACUCCUCCGAAAGUGAAAAAACCUCAGGCUUCUCUUGUUUUCACUGCCAAGAAUUAUUUCCAACCCAGAGUUGUAUGAUUGAACAUCUUUACAAUGUAUUGAAGCCCGGAAAUAUUUCGAAGAGCGAUAAAUCUAUAUCUCCAACAAGUACAAAAGAGUUAACUCAAGAAGACAAACCUAAUAAUUCAUCCAUCGAAAAUAAGAGUGCCAAUAAUUUCAACGAAUUAAUUUUCGGGCACAAGGAUGAUUGCAAUAACCAAAGUGAACCAAAUACAGGCAAAAGUAUUGCCAAUGACUUAACAAUAGACGGAUUGUCCGUCCAAGGCAGAGAAGCACUUCAAAGGCCAAAACGAACAUCAAAUAGCACACCAGAAAAAACAAAGAUUCGUGAGCCUUCAAAACAAUUUAAUAAUAAAAAUAAAUUGGAUAAUCACAUAAAGUCACCCAAAAACACUAAAAAGAAGCCAAUUAAAAAGAAAAAAAUAAGAGAAAUGUUUUACAGGUGCCUCAUAUGUUCUAAAUUUAGUAUGUCUUUUAGAAUUCACGCACGACAUAUUAGAAAUGAACAUAAAAUGAAAGAGGUUCACAAAGUAAAAAAAGAAAAAUUUGACCCACAGUGUAAAUUAUGUUCUUCUAAACUUUCUGGUGUUUUUACUUAUAACAUGCAUUUGUACAAGAAUCAUAAAAAUAUUUACAAAGCAGUCAAGAAUCACCAUGAACAGAUUGAUGAUGAUGGUGUUCAUAAAAAAAGUGAAACUUGCAAGAAGAAAAAUAAAUUUGCUUUAAAAAAUGUACUUUUCAAGUGCAUGGAAUGUGAUUUAUUCUUUUUGUCAUCAAAUGCAGCUGUUAACCAUUCAAAACAUCAAAGGCGUAAGAAUACGCAGGAGUGUGAAGUCUGUCAUAGAAUUCUGGAGUUAAAAGAUAUGGCGCUUCAUAAGAAGCAGCAUUUAUUUAAGCAAUCAUUAACUAUUUACAUAAUUAAUGAAUCUACCUUGAAACGAAUACUAUACAAGUGUUCUAAUUGCACUGUGCAUUACAGCGAAGUCAACUUUACGCUGCACUAUGCCAAAUGUGACUCUGAAACACCAGAUUCAUUGUAUUGUAAAGUUUGUGAUAUUCUUGUUAACAGAGAUGAUAUGGAAUGUCACAGUCUUAAACAUGAGGAUGAAAAAAUACAAAGAAAUGAUUUUUUCAUAAUUGAGUCGGAAAUGAUAGAUCAUAGAUUUUUGACUAAAGAUGAUGAUGAACUUAAUAUAAAAAAAACAGAGGAAAGUUAUCUAAAGCUAUACAGUGUUUCUAACCUAAUAAUGCAUUUUUGCCAUAAUUGUAAAUGUUUCGUUAAUCCUGUUUCUUUCAAAAAUAACGUGCAUGUAGAAGGAAGAUGUGGUCAUAUGAUAAGAACUGUUUGUCAAGAGUGUGGACUGCUGUUGACUGCAAAAAGUCAUACUACCCAUAAAGAGUAUCAUAAAACCCAUAAAUUUUGUCUGUUUGAUUAUCAGUUCUUUGAUCUUACAACUAAGAAAAGAAUUUCCCCGCCAAUACCUGAAUAUCCUAAAUGCAACAAUUGUGGUGUACACUUCUUAAGAAACAGAGCAGUUGCAGAACAUUUAUGCCAAGACCAGGAUUAUAUAAUUUGUAGUAUUUGUUCCAUGAAGCUUACAGAACAUGCUUACAAAUUGCACAUGAGUUUUCAUAAUUACUGUGUACAAAAUAAAAAGACACCAUUAAAUGAAAACCCAUCCUUUUGUAAUCAAGGUGGCAAUGCAUCAAAUGAUCAAAAGAAUUUGACUGGUACAGAUGCCUCCUGUAUCAGAGACUUCAUAAUUUUGUACACAUGUAAAGGUUGUCAUUUGACUGUUAACACAUAUGACAAAGUUGUACAGCAUUGUCAGGACCAUUACAAUUCUGAUGAAAUCAUAUUGAAUAUGCAGAAAUGCAAAACAUGCAGCUUUAUGUUUGAAAUGACAGAAUAUGAUAGUCAUUAUAGGUCGCAUCCAAGAGGAAAAUAUACCAAGAACAAAAUUAAAACGAUUGACUUCGAUCCAAUUUAUUUUCGUUUUGACAAUGUUUUUUGGACCAAACAUGUAUUUGCUUAUGUAUCAGAUGAUCAAAUCGAAAAAAUUCUGAAUGUUUCAAUUUAUAGAUAUGAAUGCAGACUUCAAAUGCAAGAAAUUCAAUCUGGAUCAUCAGACCUGAUAUUAUACAAAUGUGCCAAAUGUCAGUUAAUAAUUGAACCUCAUUCCCUGUACACACAUGUAGAAAAAUCUAGAAACUUAUCUUGUGUGAAAUUGAGAACAACACAAUGUGCCUUUUGUAGUUUAUGUUUUGAUAGCCAAAGUUACCGAAGUAAGCAUGAAGCAGAACAUGACAGUUUUGACUUGAAAUCGUACAAAAUUAUAUUAUUCAAUAAAGAGGAGCACGAUAAACUUAAUAAAAUACUAUAUGAUGCAAGUAAUCGAUAUAUUUUAUAUCAAUGUAGAAAUUGUGAAAAGAUUGUAGAUAAAUUUCUUCGCGGCACCCAUAAGUGUGACCAGGAGAAUUCAAAAUUGUGUGGUACUUGUGGUUUACUACUUCACACACAAGAUUUUGAUUCACACUUUAUAAGACAUGAAGAACUACAUACGUUUAAAACUGAAAAUAUAAACGUGGUAAUGUUUGGAAAAUGCUCUCUUGGGAAAAAAGAACGUAGAUCCACCUUCAGAGGCACUAUAUACGAUUAUACUAUAUACAAAUGCACGAAAUGUAACUUGUGUUUAAGCAAAAAAAGUUGUAAAUCAGCGCAUGUUUGCGUUUUCGAUAAUUCUAAAUGUAAGUGCUCUAAGUGUGGCUUGUACUUCUCAGAUGUAGAAAUGAUACGUCAUUCCAAGUUACAUGAAAGUAACGUUGGAUUUGAUGACUACACUAUGAACAUAAUAAGUUUUGAAGUACCAUCUACGAACCUUGAUAUUGAAGAUAAAUUAGUUAAUAACAGCAAUAUCCUCAAAACAGUUCUUGAAGCAAAUGAGACAAAUGUUGAUACAUUAGAAGGUGCCAGUGCACAUCUCGAAAAACUUGAAAAAAUAUACAAAUGUGAUUGUGGAUUACAUUUUUUGGAAGAGGGCAAUGCUCAAAAGCACUCAAAACACUGCAGUGUAAAAAUGAAAAUUUCAAGGCAAAGGUGUAUUAAAUGCGACUUAUUAUUUACUCCAGGAGAGUUGUUUAAUCAUUUAUUAAAACACCAUUGUGAUAAAAAACAGCAGUUCACGUUUGAUAUAGUUAACGUUACUAUGAAGAAAAGUUAGGAUUCUUUAAGCUAGAUUAUAUGUUACCUCACCAUAAAAUGUUUACAAAAUUAUCAUUAAAAUUUAUUUUAAAACAAUGAUAUUAUUACUUAUAAGUUAUAACAACCAAACAUGAGCCAUUAGUGAAGUUGUCCGUUAAGAAUAUCUCUGGAACUGUGGAUCAAGUUGAAUAGGGGAACUUAUCUCCCAAAAUGUAUGAGCUAGGCCAAUUUCUCAAAUACAUUGUAAAUUCUAGUUAGUGUAUCACUUUUGCCAUGAAAUAAGCUUUAUUGAUUACCAUACCGAAGUCUCAGCAUUUUUUUUGUUUGUCUGGUUCCUAGUCACAAGUACAACCAAAGGCGUCCUAAGGGAAUACAACAACCUGAACCUGAAAAGGAACUGGCCCUGAUAGUCUCGAGCCAAAAGACUGGGAAUGUUCUUGGCCAGGAUGCUCUUAUUCAAUUUAAUCCCUAAUUUCAGUGAUCCUGUUUCCAAAAGUACACUUUGAUCAUAAGAUUUAGAAUCUUGCAAUAGAAUGAUGUGUUAAUUCUAAGGCGCUCUUUAAAUGGAUAUGGAAUAUAUUUAUGAUUUAUUGCAAAAUAUUUUUAUUGUAAUAUUGCACAAUGUUAUUGUAGAUCUAGGGGCUGCCUAGGAUCUAAUGUUAUCCGAUGUCUGUUACGAAACGAUUGUUAACUCAAUAUACUAUACAGGGUGUUACAGAAGUAACCGUAAUGCCAAAAGAGGCUAGAUUUUUUACUUAAUGCGAAAUAAUAAAACAAAAAUAUUUGCGUGGGUUGGUGUUUUUGACUAUGAUAAUUUUAAAUACUUUUGUAACACGUGUUCAUGUUGUGUUAAAGUUGAUAAUUAUAGUUUAUAUCGUUAUUUACAUAGUUAAGCCAUUAUUUCAUUAGCAAAUAACAUUAUAUAUGUAGCUUUAGAGCCCGUGGUCGCCAGUUCUCUAUCUACCGCAACCUCACAGUGGGUAUGAAUAUACCACAGACAGACUGUCCCUGUCCGCCACGCGCACUAAAGCGUUAUUUCUUUGUGUUCAGAAUUACCUAAACCAUCAUCGGAGAAUAAGCAAUUUACAAAAGGUUCCUCCAGAUGGUUUGAAAAAAUGUAUAUUUGGACCGGGCAGGUGGCCGGUUUUUUUUAUGUUCAUCUCCUAGAUAUAUAAGGAUAUU